Messenger RNA from Brassica napus (rape), 1863 nucleotides. Its product is annotated as AAA-ATPase At1g43910-like. The coding region runs from base 222 to 1628 and encodes 468 amino acids. Gene Ontology annotation, molecular function: ATP hydrolysis activity; ATP binding. The record is from RefSeq and is a predicted model, not a curated record. NCBI's taxonomy places the organism in Eukaryota, Viridiplantae, Streptophyta, Magnoliopsida, Brassicales, Brassicaceae. The transcript is spliced from 3 exons.
AACAACAGUAUUUAACAAUGUGGUUACAAAUUAAAACUAAUAAAUCAAUUUCCUUAAGAGGAAAGCCCAACUGUAUCUCUCGAAUGUUCCAUUUCUACAAUUAGAAGCUAGUAAACUUGCUCACCAAUUUUUUCCUCUCUUUAAAACACACAACACACACACACAUCACUUGCUUAAUCAUCACAUUAUCUUCAUCACCACCUGAAACUGGUUUAACAACAAUGGCGCCCACUACAUUCUUCACUCAAAGGAUCCCUUCAGUUUCUGAGAUCUUCUCGAUGUACACAUCUCUCUCUGCUUUCAUGAUCCUCUUCCGAACCAUCCUCAACGAGAUCAUCCCGACCAAAGUCCGUGACUUUAUCGUGUCAAGAUUCAGAGACUUCUUCUCUUCUUACUUCAACCCGAACUUCACAUUCAUCAUCGAGGAACGGUGCGAUUACGUCACGAACCAGACGUUCCGUGCCGCCGAGACUUACUUGCCGACCCUUCUCUCCGGAAUCUCCACCGGAAGUCUCCUCGUCCAUUCUAGCAACCUCAAGAACCCGUUGGCUAAGCCCAAGUUCGGAAUCCCUGUAAAAGCCAAGAUCUUGGAUGACUUCGAAGGGAUCUCUCUCGAGUGGACUCUUCUGUCGGAAAGAAACGACAAUCCUCACCAGAGCCUACCAAAACGGUACUUUCAUUUGACAUGUAAGAAGGAGUUUAGGGACAAGAUCAUGUCAGAGUACUUCACAUACAUUGCAAAAUCAUCCUUGAAGAUACUGACAAGCAGAGACAAUCUCAAGAUCCAUACUUACGAUCCAAACGAUCAUUCAUGGGAAUCAGCAAUCUUCCAACACCACACGACGUUUGAAACCCUAGCAAUGGAGCCUGACGCCAAGAACACUUUGAUGCGUGACCUAGACGCUUUCUCCAAUGGAAAGGACUUUUUCAAAACCGUGGGACGAGCUUGGAAACGCGGUUACCUUCUUUACGGUCCCCCUGGGACAGGGAAGUCAUCUCUUGUCGCCGCUAUUGCUAACCACAUGAACUAUAAUAUCUAUGAUCUUCAGCUUCAGAGCGUUCAAGACGAUGCAAUGCUUAGACAGAUUCUUACUAGAACCGAGAACCGGUCGAUUCUUCUCAUUGAAGAUCUUGACUGCAGUGGAGCGGAUGCUUCUUGUAGAAAAGAGAAUAAAGAUGAAGGAGAAGAUGGUGAGAAUCAGGCCAAGAACAACAAGAAGGAUCCUAAGGUAUCUUUGUCUGGUCUGCUGAACUUUGUAGACGGGUUAUGGUCAAGCUGUGUAGAGGAACGGAUCAUAGUCUUCACCACGAACCAUAAGGAGAAACUGGAUCCAGCAUUGCUGAGGCCAGGAAGAAUGGAUGUUCAUAUACUCAUGGAUUACUGUACGCCUAAUGUUUUCAAGAAGCUCGCUGCAAUGUAUCUUGAUUAUGUCGAAGAGCAUGAUCUGUUUGAGCCUAUUGAGAAGAUGUUCCGUGAGGUGAAAGCAACUCCAGCUGAGGUCAUAGAGCAGCUUAUGGUGAGCAAGGAUCCUGAUGUUGCGCUUAAGGGGCUCAUGGGGUUUCUUGAAAGCAAGAAGAUGAUUAGAGAGAGUGAAGAAUCUGAACCAAAAGAAGCAGAUGAGGAAUGAAGCUUGAAGGAUCCAUGGAAGUACUUUAGUACUAAUUAUGUAGUUAAUAACUAAGAAGUAACUGAAGUUUAGUGACUGAUGGAUCCAUGGAAGCGGUAAUUAAGUCCCUCAAUUGUCACAGUUUCAUAUUUGGGAAUGAGGUUUUAGUAAAAAGGACCUAAAGCUAUUUUAAGAUCUGACUGUAGCUACAUACCCAGUGUCUUCAUUCAAGAUGCAAAUUGGUCUCUUGUCACUA